CGGACAGACCGUCAGAAACAGGAGAUAACCGAGAGAAGGAGCGACUCCGGCGACCGACGACAGCCGCUCCGCGAACCGCCGGGCGAAGGACGAGCGGCGGCGAGAUUCCGUCCGCUUUACCCAGACACCGAGGCAUCACCGAACCGAAAAGACGUCAGUGGAUGUGGAGCCGUGUCGGUGAUAAAUAUGUGGUUGCAUUUCUUACUUUCGUGGCCCGAUCGAGACUCCCCACCGGGGCUCCAGACCUGAAAGACAGGAUUUGUCCUCCGACUAUGGCAGACAGGACGGAGUGCAGCGCACAGGACGGAUCUCGGGACGCUUUUUGUGUUGCAGAAGAGGCCACAUGAGGUUGUCAGAGGGCCGCACGCUUGCCUUUUUCGCCGACUCCACCUUCCCACCUCCUCCUGUUCAAAUCUGUGAAGAAACACAAUCUCCGACAGGGGAGGGGGACUGAUCUCUGCAGCGAGGACUGAACCGAGAGGGAGAAGCGUGAGGGACGCGGUUCAGCUUUGCUGUCUUCUCCCCACCGUCCCCCAAGCGGUGGGGAACGAUCACAGGCAUUUCCUGAAGGAUAAGAAGACGCGUUUAAGGGAAAUACCUUUGCCCUUCGUGGAUCUUCAGCAUUUUUUAAUUCGUCAAAAAUAUGGCCGAUAAUGUCCUGGAGUCCGGCCCGCCUUCAGCCAAGAGGCCCAAGCUGUCGUCCCCAGCCCUGUCUGCGAGUGAUGGAAACGAUUUUGGGCCACUCUUUGACCUGGAGCACGACCUCCCAGAUGAACUUAUCAGUUCUCCGGAUCUGGGGCUGAUCAACGGAGGGGAUGCCAGCCAGCUCCACACCACUCUUGGAGGGAUCGGCGGAGGCCAAGAUGCAGCUGCAAAACACAAACAGUUGUCUGAACUUUUACGAGCUGGUGCUCCGGGACAGCAGGGAGGGCUGCCUUCCAACAGCGCAGCCGGGGCUUCCAUGGGGAUGAUGGGAGGGGUCGGGGUCUCACCUGGUGGGCCGCAGGGCAUGCCCUGCCAGGGCCAGCAGCCGCAGCCUGGACUGAUGCAGCAGGUUGGCAUGGUCGGAGGGGUGGCGGCACUCAACCGGGCCGCUGCCAUGAUGGGCGCCCAGAAGGGGAACGCUGGGCCGCAGCAGCAGGGGCUGAUGGGGGGGCAGGUGAUGAAUGGCUCGCCGAGGAUGGGCUACCCAGGCAGCGCCGGAAUGGGCAGCAAUAGUAACCUGUUGGCGGAUUCCCUACAGCAGCAUGGUCCUCAGCAAAUGGGGCCUGGAGGCCAGACAGGGAUGAGACCACAGCAGCCUGGCUCAAUGAACAAGAUGAAUAUGAUGGCCAAUGCGGGCCCCUAUGGUGGUCCCUACGGCCAGUCUGCUGGCCAGGGUCUGCCUGGAGCAGGGCUGGGCCCACAGCUCCAGAACAAAGCGGGUCUGACUGCUAAUAUGGCCAGCCAGUUCAACCUGGACAAGAAGACCCCGCCGGGUCAAGGCAUGCCUGGGAUGGCCUCUCAGCAGCAGCCUGGAGUCGUUGGAGGGGUGUCGGUCAGUGGACCAGCAGGAGUGGGAGGCGCCCAGGUCGGGCUCGGUGCCGUCGGGGCCGGUCCCGGUGCAGCUCCACCUACCGCAGACCCCGAGAAGCGGAAGCUGAUCCAACAGCAACUGGUCCUCCUGCUCCACGCGCACAAGUGCCAGCGGAGGGAGCAGGCCAACGGAGAAGUGCGCCACUGCAACCUGCCCCACUGUCGCACCAUGAAGAAUGUGCUCAACCACAUGACUCAUUGCCAGGCGGGCAAGUCCUGCCAGGUCGCACACUGUGCCUCAUCCAGACAGAUCAUCUCUCAUUGGAAGAACUGCACACGACACGACUGUCCUGUGUGUCUGCCCCUGAAAAACGCUGGAGAUAAGCGCAACCAGCAAUCUCUUGUAAACAGUGCUGCGGUGGGUUUGGUGAAUGCUUUAGGUUCAGCUGUGCCCGGUGGACAGUCCAACACUCCAAACCUGAACCCUUCCAACCAGAUCGACCCCACCUCCAUCGAGCGCGCCUACGCUGCACUGGGACUCACUUACCAGGGAAACCAGAUGCCCCAGCAGCCGCCACAGGCCAACAUGCCCACCCAGGGUCUGCAGGGGCAGCCUGGGAUGAGGCCUCUCACCAUGGGAGGAAAUUCCAUGGGAGUGAAUGGAGGAGUAGGAGUGCAGCCUCCCAACCAGCAGUCCAGCCUGCUGCCAGACGCCAUGUUGCACAACAGCAUGAAUGCACAGAGUUUGAUGAAUGAUGCUGUAGGAAACCUGGGCUCCAUGCCCACAGCGACUCCUCCUUCAACUGGAGGCAUGAGGAAGUCAUGGCAUGACGACAUCACGCAGGACCUCCGCAACCACCUGGUCCAUAAGCUUGUGCAGGCCAUCUUCCCCACUCCUGACCCAGCUGCACUGAAGGACCGGCGGAUGGAGAACCUGGUGGCUUAUGCCCGAAAAGUAGAGGGCGACAUGUAUGAGUCAGCCAACAGUAGGGCGGAGUACUACCACUUGUUGGCAGAGAAGAUCUACAAGAUCCAGAAAGAGCUGGAGGAGAAGAGGCGGACGCGGCUGCAGAAGCAGGGCAUGAUGCCUGGCCAACCUGGCAUACCCCCUUCAGGCCUCCCCCAGGGGCCUCCCAGCAUGGGGCAGCCGCCCAUGGCCCCAGGGCAGCCCCCAAAUGGGCCUCAUGCUGAUCAAUCUAUGGUCCGACCAUCUGGACCUGGUCAGAUGGUCAACCGGAUGCAGAACCCAGCAGGAAUGAACCAGUUCGGUCAUGUGGGGAUGCAGUCGAUGGGUCAGAGGUCAACGCCUCCUCUUCCCCUUAAUUCUCCAAUGAAUCAGAUGGGUAUGGGAGCGCCGAGGAUGGGUCAACCCAACGCCUCACAAUUACAGAACCAGUACCUCCCUGCCAGCCAGUUUCCUGGGUCAGGUCCUGGACUCGGUUCUGGUCCUGUUGGCAUUAAUCAGCCAGUAACGCAGACUGCUGUGCCACCGCAGAACCAGAUAUCAACGCCACCUUCCCUCCCAGCCAGCAGCCCUGCACCACAGUCUGCCUCUGCAGCUCCAGGCUCUGGAAUCCCUGGAAGCUCCAUGGGGCCUGGUAGUGCCGGUGGCGGCACACCACUGCCCAGCCUUCCUUCAUCAUCCUCAUCCACUCAGCCCAACUCCUACCCUCACUGUCCUCCCAUUCGAACAAACUCCCCCUCACCAGCACGCAGCUUAACGCCUCAGCCCCACCAGACACCUCCCACGUUACCUGGUUCCCAGACCCCACAGCCUCACACCCCCAGCACCCCUCAGCUGCCCCCUCCACAGCACAACCAACAACAUCAAGCUCCACAGCAGCAGCAGCAGCUGCCGCCACCAGGGGCGCAGGUGAUGAACUCAGAGAAGCCUGUUCAGCAUCCGCAGCAGCCGCUUGGGGCGGUCCCUUCUUCAGGCCCCCAAGCAGCUUCCUCAGUGCCUACCCAGAAUGCCCAUGUAUCAUUACAGCUGCCUCAGACACCACUAUCUUCAAAACCUUCUCAGACAGAAGAUGGGCAGGUGUCUUCCCCAGCCUCGGUCAACAGCAGCGCUGCUCCGGGGUCCCAGCUCACGCCGGCAGACGGCCCUAUUCCCAGCCAUGAGGACAUCAAAGUGGAGGUGAAGAAGCAGGAAGAAGACGAGGAUGAAGCUGCAGAGGGGAAGGGAAAGUUAGGGAAGGGGCAGCCAGAUGUGAAGAUGGAGGAGAAACCAGAGAUAAAGAAAGAGAAGCUGUCAGGAGAAGGAUGUAAGGUCGAGCCCAUGGACACAUCUUCAUCCUCUGUCUCAUCGUCACUAACAACAGAUGAAGACAGAAAGCCAGAGGUGAAGAAGGAGCCAAAAGAGGAAGAGGAGUGUUCAGGGUCCGCGGCCACAGGCAGCUCCCCAGCUAGCACCCAGAGCAAGAAGAAAAUCUUUAAGCCGGAGGAGCUGCGUCAGGCUCUGAUGCCCACUCUGGAGGCUUUAUACCGGCAGGACCCUGAGUCCCUUCCUUUCCGUCAGCCGGUGGACCCCCAGUUACUGGGAAUACCCGUACGUAUUCGAACUAGUAACAAAACUAACCUGGACUACUUUGACAUUGUGAAGAACCCCAUGGACCUGUCGACCAUCAAGCGGAAGCUGGACACGGGCCAGUACCAGGAGCCGUGGCAGUACGUGGAGGAUAUCUGGCUGAUGUUCAACAACGCCUGGCUGUACAAUCGCAAGACGUCCCGCGUCUACAAGUACUGCUCCAAGCUGGCGGAGGUGUUCGAGUCGGAGAUCGACCCUGUUAUGCAGGGCCUGGGAUACUGUUGUGGGAGGAAGUACGAGUUUUCCCCCCAAAUUCUUUGCUGCUAUGGAAAACAAUUAUGCACCAUCCAACGUGACGCUGCUUACUUUAGCUACCAGAACAGUUCACCAAAAUAUGGGCUUCUUGCUGACAGGUACCACUUCUGUGAGAAGUGUUUCAACGAAAUCCAGAGCGAGAGCGUUUCCCUGGGAGACGACCCCUCCCAGCCUCAGACGUCCAUCAACAAAGACCAGUUUCAGCGGAAGAAAAAUGACACCCUUGACCCUGAACUGCUUGUGGAAUGUAUUGACUGCGGUCGUAAAAUGCACCAGAUUUGUGUCCUGCAUAAUGAAACCAUAUGGCCGUCCGGAUUUGUAUGUGAGAACUGCUUGAAAAAGGCAAAUAAGACGCGGAAAGAGAACAAAUAUGCAGCCAAACGGCUUCCUCAGACAAAGUUGGGGAGCUUUUUGGAGACCCGAGUGAACGACUACCUCAAACGGCAGAGCCACCCUGAAUCUGGCGACGUCACAAUACGUGUGGUCCACGUCUCCGACAAGGUGGUUGAGGUCAAGCCGGGCAUGAAGUCCAGGUUUGUGGACAAUGGGGAAAUGUCCGAGUCCUUCCCGUACAGAAUGAAAGCCUUGUUUGCGUUUGAAGACAUCGACGGAGCAGAUGUGUGUUUCUUUGGCAUGCACGUGCAAGAGUACGGCUCGGACUGUCCACCUCCCAAUCAGAGGCGGGUCUACAUCUCCUACCUGGACAGCGUGCACUUCUUCAAGCCUCGACACCUCAGGACGGCGGUCUACCACGAGAUCCUGUUGGGCUACCUGGAGUAUGUGAAGCGGCAGGGGUUUACAACGGGCCAUAUCUGGGCCUGUCCACCCAGUGAAGGGGAUGAUUACAUCUUCCACUGUCACCCCAUGGACCAGAAGAUCCCAAAGCCAAAACGCCUGCAGGAGUGGUACAAGAAGAUGCUGGACAAGGCUGUUGCAGAGCGCAUUGUCCAUGAUUACAAGGACAUCUUCAAGCAGGCAACAGAGGACCGGCUGACCAGUGCCAAGGAGCUGCCGUACUUUGAGGGGGAUUUCUGGCCCAAUGUACUGGAGGAGAGCAUCAAGGAACUGGAGCAGGAGGAAGAGGAGCGGAAGAGGGAGGAGAACAGCACCUCCAACGAGUGCACAGAUGCCACGAAAGGAGACAGCAAGAACGCCAAAAAGAAGAACAAUAAAAAGACGAGCAAGAACAAGAGCAGCUUGAGCCGAGCCAAUAAGAAGAAGCCAGGGAUGCCUAAUGUUUCAAACGACCUUUCGCAGAAACUCUACGCCACCAUGGAGAAACAUAAGGAGGUCUUCUUUGUCAUUCGCCUCAUUGCCGGCCCCACCGCCAACUCGUUGCCUCCCAUCACCGACAUGGACCCCCUGAUGGCUUGUGACCUGAUGGAUGGUCGAGAUGCCUUCCUGACUCUGGCCAGAGACAAGCACCUGGAGUUCAGCUCGUUGAGGAGGUCCAAGUGGAGCUCCAUGUGUAUGCUGGUGGAGCUGCACAACCAGAGCCAGGACCGCUUCGUCUACACCUGCAAUGAGUGUAAACACCACGUGGAGACGCGCUUCCACUGUACUGUAUGCGAGGACUACGACUUGUGCAUCACCUGCUACAACACUAAAGGUCAUGAGCACAAGAUGGACAAACUGGGGCUUGGGCUGGACGACGACAGCAACAACCAGUCGGCAGCGGCGACCCAGAGCCCCGGGGACUCCCGUCGCCUCAGCAUCCAGCGCUGCAUCCAGUCGCUGGUCCACGCGUGUCAGUGCCGCAACGCCAACUGCUCUCUGCCGUCCUGCCAGAAGAUGAAGCGCGUUGUUCAGCACACCAAAGGCUGCAAGCGCAAGACAAAUGGCGGCUGCCCCAUCUGCAAGCAGCUCAUUGCUCUGUGCUGCUACCAUGCCAAACACUGUCAGGAGAACAAAUGUCCCGUCCCGUUCUGUCUAAACAUCAAGCAGAAGCUCCGGCAGCAGCAGCUGCAGCACAGACUCCAGCAGGCUCAGAUGUUGAGGAGAAGAAUGGCCAGCAUGCAGAGGGUGGGGCAGCCAGCAGGGGGGGUCCCAGGAGGAGCUGUGGUAGGACUCCCAUCACCUGGAAACAACUGUACCACGGCGCCCAGUACCCCCACAUCGGGUGGGACCCAACCCCCGACUCCCCAGACGCCAAAUGCCACCAUGCCUCCAGUCCAGCAGCAAGGCAUGGGACCCGGACCUGGAGUUCAGCAGCAACAGCAGCCAGGAGGCCUGCCCUCCCACAGUGGCAUGCCCCCUCAGCACCAACUGCACCACCAGUUCCAGCAGAGGGCCAGUGGAGGGGGAAAUGCUGGGGGGAUGAUGAGUUCUCCCCAACAUCAACAGCAGAUGAUCCCUCAGAUGCCGCCACAGCAAAGUGGAGCAGGGUCCAAUCCUCAACAGCUUCAACAACACCCCAACAGUUUGCCUCCAUAUGCCAACAGACCCCCAGGCUCCUCCCCAGUCCACCAGAGUCCAGGCAAACCCCUCCUUGGAUCUGGAACACCACCUCAGCAGCAGCCUGGCGGCACUGUCAUGGCUGGAGGUGUUGGAGGCCAGCAGCCACCCACUCAGCCCCAGGGCCAGACACCCCAUCCGCAGCAGCAGCCGCCUCCAUCCGGCCCUCCGCCAGCAGCAGUAGAAAUUGCCAUGAAGAUCCAGCAGGUAGCCGAUGCUCAGAGGAAGAUGGCCCUGCAGAGACAAGCAGGCAUGAUGCCUCCUCAUCCUCACCACCAACAAGGGCAGGGCCAACAGAUGGGUGUGGGACACCCAGGGGCAGUUGGGGUGGUGGGACCUCAAGGCAUGUCGCCACAAAACCAAGCCGCAGUGGCAGCUGCUCGGGCCCAUAUGGAUCAGCAGCAAGGCGCUCCUCCAGGGAUGAUGGUGGGGUCUGGGGGGCCCAUGCAGCAGCCCCCGCAGCAGGGUAACAUGCCUCAGGGCCAGCUCCCCCCUCAGAUGCAGCUUCAGCCGCAGAGGAUGGGCGCACCACUUCAAAACCCGCAACAGCAGCAACAGCAGUGGGCUGGCCAGGGUAUGCCCCCCCAGCAGAGGCAAGCUAUGAUGAACCAAAUGGGCCAUCCAGCCAUGAUGGCGGCGCAGCAGCAGCACCAACAGGCUCAGGGCCAUGCUGCCUUGAUGAAUAUUGCACAGCAGCAGCAGCAGCAGCAGCAAGGUGCUGGUGUCCCCGGGGGGGCCGUCCCUGGAGUUACUGGUGUCCCCGGUGUCCCUGGUGGCCUACCUGCUGGUGGGAACAUCCCCCAGGCAGCCCUGCAGGACUUGUUACGGACCCUUCGCUCACCCAGCUCACCUCUCCAGCAACAGCAAGUACUCAACAUCUUGCGCUCCAAUCCACAGCUCAUGGCUGCUUUUAUUAAGCAAAGGGCCUCGAAAUACAAAGGGGUGCAGGGAGGCCCACCUGGACCAGGCGGUGUGCCCGGAGGUCCCGGCCCUGCUGGGGGUCCGGUCGGCAAUGUCAUGGCAGGAGGUGGCCCCCAGGUGAACAUGAAUCCUGCAGGUGCUGGCCAGCCAGGAAUACACAUGGGUGGUCAGGGAGCGUCUAAUGUCAACAUGGCCGCUAUGGCCCAGCUGCAGCAGGCGCAGCAGCAGCAACAGCUGCAGCAGCAGCAGCUACAGCAGCAGCAGCAGCAGCAGCAGCAGCAAAGACCAAUGCUCAGCAAUUUACAGCAGCAAGUGGCUGCUCUACAGCAGCAGCAGCACCAGCAGCAGCAGCAGCAACAAGGGGGAAGCAGAGUUAUGCAGGGGCAGGGGACCCAGCUGGCAAAUCCCCAGUAUAGAGAGAUGCUCAUGAUGCGGCACCUGCAACAACAGCAACAGCAGCAACAGCAACAGCAGCAACAGAUUGGAGUGAACCACGGUCAGUUCCAGCAGCCACAGACGCCACAGGGGCAGGGCUACAUGGGACAGCCCGGGGGGCAGCCUCCCAACGUAGGACAGGGCCCUGCUGGAGGGCCCCCCCACGGCCCCCAGCAUCCUGGUGCCCCCCCAGGCCAGCAGGGGUACCCAGGCAUGGUCACACAGCAGCAGGCCACAGCGGCGCUCCAGCAGCGGCUCCAGCACCAGCACCAGCACCACCUUCAGAUGCAGCAGCAGAACAUGGGCGGUCUGCCAGGGGGGGACGCAGGCCCGGGGGGAGGACCCCAGCAGCCGCCUCCGGUCCCUCAGCCAAGUCAAGGGGGCCCCCCACCCCAGGCUCUGCUCCAGCAGACCUUCCACCAUAAGCUGCUCCAGCAGCAGCAGCAGCAGCAGCAGCAGCAGCAUUUGGGUCCCGGGGGCUCUCCGGCCCAGCACAGCAAUCCCAUGAGCCCCCAGCAGCCGCAGCAGGUGGCGCAGUCCCCCCACCCACACCUGCAGGGCCAGGCGCUGCCCACCUCGCUGGCCAACCAGGUGCGCUCGCCUCAGCCGUCUCCCAGACCUCAGUCGCAGCCGCCGCACUCCAGCCCGUCGCCGCGCAUGCAGCCGCAGCCGUCGCCACAUCACAUCUCCCCCCAGAUGCAGACGGGCUCGCCGCACCCGGGCCACCUGAACCAGCACCACCCGGGGAUGGUGGGCCCUCCCCAGCAGCAGCUGGCGGCCCAGCAGCAGCAGCAACAGAACUCUAUGGAGCAUUUUGGGUCGGACCAGAACGCCAUGCUGUCCCAGCUGAGCGGCAUGGCCGGUCUCCACGGGCCGGGGGGCAACGGUCAGGACCCGCUGGGCCAAAACAUGAACAACCUCUUAAACAUUUAGGAGAGAUGUGUUAAGGUUGAGCUGAAGCUCCGCGAUCCUCUGCACAAACUGCACUCACCCAGGACAGUGUUAUUGUUAUUACUUAGCCUUUCUUUUUAUACUAUUAUUAAAUGUUAUUUAAAAUGUUUUCAAUAAAGAUGCAUUGAACUGAACUUCCUAUGGGAGAUGAACAAUAAAUCAAACAGUAGUUAAUUAAAUUAGAAUAAAUGAAUUGUAAGUUAUUGCUGUUAAUAUAUUUUUUUUGCCAACUGAGGACAGAAGGCGGCUCCUCCAUCGCCUCCACCUCCACCUUCAACAGGAAAUCUGAUAUUUUCAGGGGUUCGCUCGGGGGGAAAUAGAAGUACUUGCCUUUUUUAAGAAAUGUUUUAAGAUUUUAAAAGUAUUAAAGAGGAAAUGGUUUAAUGUUUUUUCCCCCCAUCAUUCAGUCUGUUUGUUUUUUACAGAGUGGUGUGAUGUAAAUCCAAACGGGACGCUUUUCUUCCUUUAAAUGUUGGGGUUGCUUUAUUUAUUUCCUGGGGUGCGGCUUCGCACCCGGACUCUGCUACACGGAUAGAAUCUAUUUUUGUUAUGACUGUUAAUGGGGGGUCAUCGGUGGGAUCGUCCAGUCAGUGUUCAGCGGGUGAGGGACUGCUGCGUUGAACGGACUCCACGUCGGCCGCGCUGGAGGCCGACCGCAUCCCCUCCCUCGAAUGUGUGCGCCCUCCUGUACAGACGCUCGGCGGGCUGCAUACCUGUGUGCCUGUAACAUUUUGACUACGUGGGCUGGGAUCCUUUUACCGGGUUUAUUUUCUAUAGGUUCUACUGUUUGGAGUAAACGGAGGAUUUUGAUCCAAAUGAACUGUGUUGCACAGAGCAGAGGAGACCUGAGCUGUUGUGCCUCCGUUUCUUUCUGCCUCGUCCCCUUUGCUGCUUCCCUCAGACUUUAACCCCCUGAGCUCCAUCCUCUAUCUUUCUGCUAAGAACUUUGGGAGUUUAUUUAAUAUUUUUUACUGUACAAAGGAAACAAACUGUGGACUCAGAUACUGUUUUUAUAAUAAAACAAAAAUUACCAAUA
Molecule: messenger RNA, 10157 nt
Organism: Betta splendens (Siamese fighting fish)
Lineage: Eukaryota; Metazoa; Chordata; Actinopteri; Anabantiformes; Osphronemidae
Gene: ep300b
Product: E1A binding protein p300 b
Exons: 31
Coding region: 644-9103 (2819 amino acids)
Biological process (GO): positive regulation of transcription by RNA polymerase II
Cellular component (GO): nucleus; histone acetyltransferase complex; transcription regulator complex
Molecular function (GO): zinc ion binding; protein binding; chromatin DNA binding
Source: RefSeq, a predicted model, not a curated record